UGGCGUUCACAUUAACUCCUUAGGUAAUCGCGCUGGAUGACUGAGCUUGCCAGGGGCGCGAUGAAUCAUCGUCUUGGGGGACGAGAUGUCUCCUGAUAAUCGCACGAUCUCUUCGAUCUGCCGCGGCCCUCGUGGGCGGCAAACCCGCACGCACAGUGAAGAUGGUGAAGAUGGUCCCCCCGCUAGGAGAAUUUCCCAUACAACGCUCUGUACAAUCUCCCUCCCCUUCCUAUCCACCUACACAGUUUGUUUCCACCCACCUAACGCGGAAUCAUGGCCCGAUUAUUCAUCACCGUUCAAACUAGACUAGCCCCUUGUCGGCGUGCGGCGUAUCCUUUUCGUCCCUCGCAUGCUAAUUACAUCCGACCCGCUGCCAAUGACGUGAGUGAUAGGAACCUCCUCCUCCUACUCCUCAUCUCAGCAGAGAGGGAGGAUAAUGGAAGGGGCCCAGCCGCACCCCGCAGCUCGCCCGUUACGUUUCUAUGUCGUGCCUUGGCCUUGACUCGCAUGAGGAUUCCACUGAUCCUUUUCGUCUUACUCCUUCAAACAAAAAUUCAGGGUCCUCUCAUAGAGCGGUUAUUGGUUGAUGUUGGCGAUACGAUAUCGUACCGUAUGCGCGGAAGGAAGGGGACACAUGCCUACUACCUAACUACCCAUGGCAUAACAUUGAAAGUCGUGUUCACACCUCCCCCCUGGUCACGGUCCCAUUCCCAUGCUGUAGGCACUGUAGUAUCAGCUACGGGCUGACUCCUUCAAGAUCCUUCCUCCAUCCAUGAUCAAGGUUAGGCGAGGAGUGGUGCUGUUCUAGGCUGGACGACGUCAAAGUCUUGGGAGGAGGUCGGUGUGGGUGCUGGGCAGCUGGUGCUGGUGUGGUUUUAUUCUUUUCCUUUUCUGUU
Molecule: messenger RNA, 896 nt
Organism: Aaosphaeria arxii CBS 175.79
Lineage: Eukaryota; Fungi; Ascomycota; Dothideomycetes; Pleosporales
Exons: 2
Coding region: 274-747 (157 amino acids)
Source: RefSeq, a predicted model, not a curated record